This is a messenger RNA of Rubroshorea leprosula, 1413 nucleotides long. Lineage: Eukaryota; Viridiplantae; Streptophyta; Magnoliopsida; Malvales; Dipterocarpaceae. The record is from the annotation of a GenBank genome assembly.
GGUUUGCUUGGGUUGGAUUCUCUGCCUUAAAAAUCAUUGCUUUUGCUAGGCGGCGCUGGCACUGUUCCACCAAAUCAAAAAGGAAAAAAAAAAAGGUAGAGAAGAUUAUUAGACUAGGAGGAUCAAAAGUUGUCAUCCGUGCAACAGUAGAUGCUUCUCCAUUUCCCAGACCUCACUUCUCCCUUUUCUGUCUCUGCUGCCUGCGAAAGGUUUAGACUUCAGACUGAGAGAGCAACAAUAAGAUGGGAAAUGUUCUUAGGUCCUUGUAUGGGUGCUGCUGCAAGCCCACCACCACUGGAGAUUCCGACUAUCUGGGGCCCCAUGGCAUCUCCGCCUCCACCGUUGGUGUCUCAGCUCUUGCACAUGAUCUCUUCAAUUUUGAAAAUACCUCCCAGGUUCCUGAAGGGCUCAGCAAGCAUGUUCAGUCAUCCAAGAAGGCUCAGGCUAAAUGGUAUAGAAAGCUGUUAGAGGCAUGGAGAGAGGCAAAACCCCCACCUAAAACACCAGAAGAAGCUGCUAGGCUUGUCAUCCAGACUCUGGAGGGGCAUCAACAGGCAGAUGUUGAGGGAUUAUUGGCAUUCUAUGGUCUUCCUCUACGUCAUACUCUCAUCCAACUUUCUGCUGAAAUUCCAACAUCAUUGCCUGAAGGGAUUCAGUUUGAGCUGCAUACAUUACCAGUGGUUGCAAAAGCUGUAGGAGAUGGGGAUGGCAUGACAGUUUAUGUUAGCACUGCUGAUCCCCGGGAAUCAGAAAUCGUUCCUAGGGACGUAUUACUGGCUGCUGUUAAGCGAUCAAAGGCACGUGACAGGACCAUGGCAAAUAAACAUCACCAGAAGAUUAUUGAUUCAGGAUACCGAGUCAUUAAUAUUCAAAAUGAAGAGAUCCUUGCUCGAAAGUAUCGCAUUCGACUAAGGGGUAUAGACGCACCAGAGAUGGAAAUGCGGUAUGGGAAUGAGGCAAAAGAAGAGUUGGCUAAGCUUGUUCAGGGGAAGUGUUUGAGAGUGCUAGUAUACGGAGAAGAUCGAUAUAGGCGUGUUGUUGGUGAUGUAUACUGCAAUGGCAUAUUUGUGCAGGAAGCAAUGCUCAAGAAAGGGUUUGCUUGGCAUUUUAAAGCCUUUGAUCAACGCCAGGAAUUCGCAACUUGGGAGAGAGAGGCUCGAGAAAAGCGAGUUGGCUUGUGGGCAGAUGCAAACCCUGAGGAGCCCUGGGAAUGGAAGAGAAGGAAUAAACGACAAGGGUGAUAAUAUUGACUUGAUGGAAGAUAAAUCAUGGCAGAUGGAGGAAGAUACAGCAAAGAAUCAUCUGUAAAAUGUUUGGAGUACCGUAAAAUGAGUAUUGUAAAAUAUGUGUUGACAAGUUAAGUAUGGAAUCCCUGUGUUCUAAUAUCAUUCUUAAUAUAUAGACCUGUGUUCU